AUGAACAAAUUCUGUGCAACGUACAGAUACCCAGACGAUGGAGACGAGGGGAAGGAACAACACCCAACGGAGGAAUUAAAAAGAAAGUGCACCAUCGGAGAACCCGAAGCGGAUCAGAAAAUCGAGCACCUUUUGAGGAACCCCGAUUUUUUUGAAGCCAUGCGGAAGGAUUAUUCCGAAGGGGAGCCACCGGAUGAGAGCAGCCUCACCGACUCCAGGGAGGAACCGUCAACAGGGCAAACGGCCGACCAACUGGCUACCCGCUCCGCUAACCGAGGGAUUGCCCCCCAACUCGACGUGCUCGUCGAAACAGGACGCAUCCUCCCAAGGGACUCACAGGAAAAGAUUAGUUGUCUAGGCAAUGUGGGCGACCAAAUCUGCCUUGGCGAUUGCUCAAAAGAAGGAAGUUUCUCUAGUGGCGUUUUUGAUGGGAACCUCCCACCUGCAGUAGUGUGCACGGAAGAGAAGGAGUUAAUAGCCCCUGCACGAUUGGCUACAUUUGCGGAUGACGCUGGUCGUUCGGAAGAAGUGACAAAAAUGGAAGAAGUAGGCGUAGUAGGGAUGACCGAAGAAGACAUGGGCGAAGACACUGCCGCACUGGGUGCAGACGACGCCGAGGCUGAACACACGAUCCCCAUAGAAGACCAAAGCACCAAAUCGUACGAUGGCUGCAGCGAGUUCUCACUUGACGACGUGAGUGAGGGCGUGCUGGACUACAUUAAAAAGAAGUAUGACAGAAGGAGGAAGUGGAAGCUUAGGGGGAGAAGGAAGGACAACGUGGGGAAGGAUGGCUCUAAGGAAGAGGCCCCAAAGGGAGAUGUUCCUAACAGAGGUGAUAAAAAGGAAGACCCCCCUAACGAAGGGGUUGCCAACGACGGGGAUGCCAACGACGGGGAUGCCAACGACGGGGAUGCCAACGAAGGAGAUGCCAACCUGAACCCCCUUCAGCCCGAAGAGAACUACACCUACACUGUGCCCGACAAGGACGACUUAGAUGCAAUAAUCCGCAGCUCCAUCAAAACUUACAACUGUGCCCUCAUGAAGAGAAUCCUCCUUCAGGGAAAAAUAUUUAUCACCCACGACGGCGUCUACUUCAUGUCCCUCUUCGAUUCGCUUUUUUCAAAAAUUUCCAUCGUGCGAAUCCCCUACGAAUCCAUAGAAGCCGUAAAGAAAAUGAGCGUAUUUAACUUCAUCCCAAAUGCUCUGAAAAUUGUGGUGAAAAAUCGGUCCUUCGUUUUCACGUCCUUCGUGCACAGGGAUCAUGCGUACGAUUUCAUCAUGGACAUGGUGCGUGAUCACAGGUUGGCCAGCGAGAUUCCCAGGAGGGGCGUCGUUCUAUACAACAUUGGAGAGGAAAGUAACGUGGAGGAAGAGGAGGAAGACGAUGAUGAGGAUGAUGAUGACGAAGCAACGAAAGAGCCAAGUCCGAAGAAACGCCCCCAUCUGCCAAGCGAGGUGAAAACUUCGAAGGAGCAACAGGACGAGUCCAUCGUUUACUGCAUCACGCCUACGCAGUACGACCUGCUAAUGAACCACCAACUGGAUCGGACGGAAGAGGAGCUAGCGGAAGAGCGACCUGACGAGGAGAAAGAAAAAUAUAUAGUCAUACAAACGAGAAGCGAAAUUGUACAACCAAACAUUUCACCCAAGGAGGAAGAACUCCUCAGGGAGAACAACUUCAUCCAAUGCAACUACCACACUGAUAGUCUAUACAUAAAUGAAGAUUUUAAAAAAAUAUUUUUCGACAUCUUUUCCCAUUUCGAUGAUAAGAACCCGUUUGUGAAAAAUGUGCGGGACAAGAACCCGAGCAGUUUAAGUUAUGAGCACCUGAACAAUUUGAAUGGGGAGCUACAGCGCAAGGGACACGUUUCAUACGAAUCCGUUUACAAUAUAUCCCUGUUUGAUGAUGAGAAGAGAGUGUUUGGCAUGCCUGCACGAUCCGACGUGAAGGAGCAUUUAUCCUUUUUUUUUCUCCAGAAUGUCAUUGUCAUACAGAAGUGCGUUGUUCUUCUGUGCAGUGUACCGCUAGCAGGGUGCUUCCGCACAAUCAUCACGCUCACGCUAAACAAUGUGCUGCUGGAGGGGGAAACAGACAACAGUCAGACCCCCUGCACACACAUCGACUUUUCGUACGAUAUCGAAUUUGUAAAGAACACUUUUUUUAAGUACCAAAUAAAAAGCAACGCCCUACCUGAGCUGGAAAUCUCCGUCAACAAUCUGAAGAGGUACACACAGGAAGCGAUUGAACGAAGGUAUAAACGGGGCGGCGCAACAAAUGGGGAUAAUCACACACAAAAUGACCACUACACUUUUGUAAGGGACUACGUCGAUAUAAUGACCAUUGGUGAAGAGAAAACUUUCCAAAAUGCAAACAGUACGGGGCCUGCCGAAACGGCUGUUCAGUUAAAUGACAGCACUACUGCCGCAUGGUCCACCGCGAAGAGGUACUUCAAGGCGAAGUUUAAUCCCCUGUCGCAGAGUGUGCGGCACAGACUGGGUAAGACAUUCUCUGCAACGCACUGUCAAAGCGGGGUCGUACCGCUGAUGUUCAUUUAUGCAUGUUGA
Plasmodium coatneyi is the source of this 2565-nucleotide messenger RNA. Its product is annotated as Tubulin gamma chain. Bases 1 to 2565 code for a protein of 854 amino acids. NCBI's taxonomy places the organism in Eukaryota, Apicomplexa, Aconoidasida, Haemosporida, Plasmodiidae. The transcript is spliced from 2 exons. The record is from RefSeq and is a predicted model, not a curated record.